Molecule: messenger RNA, 3560 nt
Organism: Corvus hawaiiensis (hawaiian crow)
Lineage: Eukaryota; Metazoa; Chordata; Aves; Passeriformes; Corvidae
Gene: DHCR7
Product: 7-dehydrocholesterol reductase
Exons: 8
Coding region: 230-1657 (475 amino acids)
Biological process (GO): brassinosteroid biosynthetic process; cholesterol biosynthetic process
Cellular component (GO): endoplasmic reticulum membrane
Molecular function (GO): 7-dehydrocholesterol reductase activity
Source: RefSeq, a predicted model, not a curated record
GCGUUGGCACAGGUUGCCCAGGGAGGUGGUGGUUGCAGAGGGUACGGUCAGGCUCAGUCAAUGUCCAGGUAAUGGAUCAGGUUGGCGGCGAUGAGGCACGUCGAGCUGGGAAGUCAGUCCGUAUUCCAGAUUAUAGGAUGAUGAUCUUUACCAUAAGAAGUGUUUCAUCAGACCGAAAGAAAGCUGUAGUGCAUGUUGCACAGAGAGAAUCAGGUGUUGCUGAGGCAUCAUGGCAGCCCAUCAGGAGAAAAAACUUGCUGAAGAAAGAAAACACCAAAACAUGCAGAAUGAUACUAAAGCAUCUCAAGGCCAAUGGGGAAGAGCAUGGGAGGUGGACUGGUUUUCCUUGGCAAGCAUCCUUUUCCUGCUCAUGUUUGCACCACUGAUCGUGUAUUACUUCAUCAUGUCCUGUGACCAGUACCAGUGCUCUCUGACUGACCCACUCCUGGACUUGCUGACAGGGAAUAAACAUCUGUCUGACAUCUGGAACAGGACUCCCACACUGACCUAUAGGGCUGCUGGCAUCUAUUCCCUUUGGGUCACUUUCCAGGUGGUUUUGUACAUGUCCAUUCCUGACUUCUGCCAUCAAUUUCUCCCUGGAUAUGUGGGAGGUGUACAAGAAGGUGCUGUCACCCCUGCUGGUGUCGUGAAUAAAUAUGAAAUCAAUGGACUUCAGGCCUGGAUCAUUACCCAUGUGCUUUGGUUUGCAAAUGCUUCUUGCUUCCACUUCUUCCCACCUACCAUCAUUUUUGACAACUGGAUUCCUCUCCUGUGGUGUGCCAACAUCUUGGGAUAUGCAGUGUCCACAUUUGCAAUGAUUAAAGGCUACUUUUUCCCUACCAAUGCCAAAGACUGCAAAUUCACUGGAAACUUCUUUUACGACUACAUGAUGGGGAUUGAAUUUAACCCUCGAAUAGGGAAGUGGUUUGAUUUCAAGCUGUUCUUCAAUGGGCGCCCUGGGAUUGUGGCCUGGACUCUGAUCAACCUUUCCUUUGCUGCCAAACAACAGGAGCUGUAUGGCGAAGUGACAAACUCCAUGAUCCUUGUCAAUGUCCUUCAGGGUAUUUAUGUUCUGGACUUCUUUUGGAAUGAAGCCUGGUACUUGAAAACCAUUGAUAUCUGCCAUGAUCAUUUUGGAUGGUAUUUGGGCUGGGGAGACUGUGUUUGGUUGCCUUACCUCUAUACUUUGCAGGGUCUGUAUUUGGUUUACCACCCUGUCCAGCUGUGCACAGCCCAUGCCGUAGGGGUCUUGAUGUUGGGCUUGCUGGGCUAUUCCAUCUUCAGAAUAACCAACCACCAGAAGGACCUCUUCCGUCGUACCAAUGGCAACUGCAGGAUUUGGGGGAAGAAGCCGGAGUACAUCGAGUGCUCCUACAUGUCCGUGGAUGGGACCAAGCACUACAGCAAGCUGAUGACCUCUGGCUUUUGGGGCUGGGCACGUCAUUUCAACUACACGGGAGACCUGAUGGGCUCGCUGGCCUAUUGCCUGGCUUGUGGCUUUGAGCACAUCCUGCCUUACUUCUACAUUGUGUACAUGACCAUUCUGCUCACCCACCGCUGCAUUCGGGACGAGCACCGUUGUUGCAGCAAAUAUGGGAAGGACUGGAAGCACUACACUGCUGCAGUGCCCUACCGGCUCCUACCCGGCAUAUUUUAAGGCUAAUGCAGGAUCCAGGGGAAAGAAAAAAGAAGAAACAUGCAGGCAUGCCAUGUUUAAAGUGUUUAAACUGAAGUGGGGCACUGAAAUGUCCCGUUUUUUUAGAAGAUUCUUUUAAUUGGAAUACCCCUCUGAAUCUCCCCAUUUCCACAUGAACUUGGAGCUGGAGAAAAGUUGCAUGUGUUGAUAUUCCUGAGAAAUCCCAAGGCCGGCAGGUGGCCUUACCCUUGAUUGUAGCAGGGUCCUGGAAGCAGUUUGCAGUGGCUCAGGAGAGGAGGAAAAGAGUUCUGUCAUCUCUUUAGGAAAGAAGUUGUCUGAUGCAGUUGUGACCACCAAAACCUACAAUCAGGAACAAUGACAAAGGAGGUUUGACUGUUGGGUGCUUGUCAAGAGAUGAACGGUGGAAAUGCUGAACUGCAGGACCUGGUCUGAAAUGAUUGUUAUCAUCUAAACCAAAAGUGAAAACUGUUAUAAAUUAGUGACAUUUUCAGCACCUGACUAUAUGGAACAUGACCAAUUGAGUAUUAUUUUGAUACUGAAAGCAGACUUAGUGAAGCUACUGAACUGUGCUGGUUGGGCUGGAGUAGAGUUAAUUGGUUUUUUUUUCCUAGUAGCUGGUAUGGGCGUAGUUUGGGAUUUGAGCUGAGACAGUGUUGAUAACACAGGGAUGUUUUCACUGUUGCUGAGCAGUGUUUACACAGCAUCAAGGCCUUUUCUGCAUCUCACCCCACCCACCAGCGAGGAGUUGGGAGAGGGGACACGGGCAGGACAGCUGACCCCAACUGACCCAAGGAAUAUCUCAUUCCAUAUGGCAUCAUGGUCAGCACAUAAAGCUGGAGGAAGAAGGGAGUGGGGGAUGUCAGGAGUGAUGGUGUUUGUCAUUCCAAGACACUGUUCCAUGGGAUGGAGGCCUGCUUUCCUGGAGAUGGCUGAACAUCUGCCUGCAGGUGGCAAGUGGGGAAUAGAUUCCUUAUUUUGCUUUGUUUGUUUGCAGAGUUUUUCCCUUUACCUAUUAAAUGAAUGUGUUUAUGUUAACCUGUGAGUUUUCUCCCUUUCCUGAUUCCCUCUCCCAUGCCACUGUGGGGGAGUGAGCGAGCAGCUGUGUGGGGCUGAGUUGCCAGCUGGGGUUAAACCAUGACAGUCCUUUUUGGUGCCUAACAUGGAGCUCGAAGGGUUUGAGAUAACAGCAUUGUUUCAGAUUGACUGGAAUGUGCGGGAUGGGAUUUAUAGCUGUUGGUGCUGUUGAGCUGUCAGGCUCCUGUGCUUGCCAUGGGGCUCACUCUCUGUAUAUUGCAGGGCUCAUUAGGGGCUUCAUUUUGAUUUUGCUGCUAGCUGUAGUGCUUCUCCUCUUCCUGGGCUGUGCCUGGGGACACUUUGAUGACAGCCCUGGUGACACACCUGGGUUGGCAGGUGGCCAGGGCAUCGCUGCUGUUUCUGUGCUGCUGGAACUCCAGUGCAAGCUCAAGUCGAGGGAACUGUAACCUGUGGAUGAGCCCACAUGGGAGCAGGACACCCCCAGGCAUAGCAGCUGGGAAUAAGCCCAUGGUAGAGCAGGAACCUCUCAGAGCAUCUGUGGCCGUGGGUAUGUCCGUGCCCAGGAAGGGAUGGUGGCCCAAGGAUAAGCCUGAAGCCUCUGUGGCUGUGGGUAAGGCCACGCUCAGCAGGUACCCCUUGAAACAUCAGUGCCUGUGCAUGGGGUUGUGCUGGAGCACCUCAGAGCCAGGGCCAUGGAUAAACCCCUGGCAGAGCAGUUUACAGCCUUGGAGAGACUGCAUCUGUGGGUAAGGCCACAUCCACUUCUUUAGUGUGGAUGGAAAACUUCAUUCCCUAUUGUUUGUAUAAAAUCAUGUUUGUAAAAAUUGAAGAUAUAAAUUCUUUCGGGACAAAUAAAAAAAAUCCUGCU